GCUGAUCAUCCGAGACAGCAAAGUUUUUACUCUGAGAAUCCUCAAGAGUCAGUCAGAAUCAACAUAUUAAUUUUGAUUUUCCAUUUGACUAAAUUGUUUGAUUUACGUAAACUUGUGCUGCAGAUUUUUGUCGGUACUCUUACUUGUGAAUCCAAAAUGGUGAGUCUGAAUCCCGUGCAGAUCUUGGCUCCUGACGCCGAAGAAGACAAGGCGGAGAAUGCGCGUUUGUCAGCGUUUGUCGGAGCCAUCGCUAUUGGUGAUCUGGUUAAAAGCACUUUGGGACCGAAGGGAAUGGACAAAAUUAUCGUUUUUCCCGGUCGCAGUCGUGAGAUGCAGGUAACAAAUGAUGGGGCGACCAUCCUCAAGAACAUCGGGGUGGAUAAUGCGGCUGCCAAGGUUCUAGUGGACAUGUCCCAAGUGCAAGAUAGUGAAGUUGGCGAUGGGACCACUUCGGUGACGGUGCUGGCUGCCGAGCUCCUUAAGGAGGCUGAAUCAAUGAUCGGCCAGAAGAUCCAUCCGCAGACCAUUACAUCGGGAUGGCGAUUAGCAGUGAACGCGGCGAAAGAUGCGUUAACUUCAUCUUCAUUUAGCCAUCGUCAUGAAGAUGCUAAGUUUCGUGAAGAUUUGAUGAAUAUUGCCCGUACUACACUCAGUUCCAAGAUUCUCAGUCAACACCGGGACCUUUUCUCCAAAAUGGCUGUUGACGCUGUGUUGCGAUUGCGAGAAAGCGGUAAUCUCGAUCACAUUCAGAUCAUCAAGAAAACGGGCGGCCAGCUCAGCGAUUCCUUCCUGGAUGAAGGCUUUCUUUUAGCCAAGCGACCGGGAGUAAAUCAGCCAAAAAGAAUGGAAAACGCAAAAAUCCUGAUCGCAAAUACGCCUAUGGAUACUGAUAAAAUUAAGAUUUUUGGUUCUCGUAUCCGAGUGGAUUCUACAGCGAAAGUAGCCGAACUGGAACUUGCGGAGAAACUGAAAAUGAAAGAAAAAGUGGAUAAAAUUGUUAAGCAUGGAAUUAAUGUUUUUAUCAACAGACAAUUGAUCUACAAUUAUCCAGAACAGUUGUUUGCUGACGCCGGCGUAAUGGCGAUUGAACACGCUGAUUUUGACGGCAUCGAGCGGCUGGCAUUCGUGCUGGGCGGAGAAAUUGUGUCAACGUUCGAUCAUCCGGAUAAAGUCAAAUUAGGUUCCUGCAAACUCAUCGAAGAGGUUCUGAUUGGAGAAGAGAGGAUGACCAAAUUUUCCGGUGUGGCUGUGGGCGAGGCAUGUAGCAUUGUGCUGCGGGGAGCUACACAGCAGAUUGUGGAUGAAGCGGAACGGUCCAUGCACGAUGCACUCUGUGUCUUGCAGCAGACCGUCCAGGAUCCACGGGUGAUCUUUGGCGGCGGCAGCGGAGAAAUGCUGAUGGCGCAGGCGGUUAGUCAGUUGGCGACGAAGACACCCGGCAAAGAGUCCAUCGCUAUCGAAGCCUUUGCUCGUGCACUGCGCAAGCUACCGACGUAUGUGGCGGAUAAUGGUGGCUAUGACAGUGCUGAGCUAAUAUCGCAGUUGCGGGCGGCCCACACGGAAGGCAAAGUUUCCAUGGGAUUGAAUAUGAAUACGGGAACGGUGGACGAUAUGAGUGUUGUGGGUGUUUUGGAGCCGUUCCGCGUAAAGAUGCAGGUGUUGAUUAGCGCGGCCGAGGCAGCGGAAAUGAUACUGCGCGUGGAUAGCAUCAUCAAAGCCCCGCCUCGGAAGAGGACAGCCGAUAAGCAUAGACAUCAUUAGUGUUGCCUCGAUCUGUGGAACAGUGGUGUUUUGUUUGUUGUUACUGUACCUGUACGUCAGUGUUUCUUAUUCGUGACAGCAGUUGGUUUUUAGUUUGUUCCUUAAGGUUGACAUUUCUGCUUCGUCUGUUGUUUAUCUUUUUUUAAAUAAAUACAUCAUAAUUAGUUUUGACAUUAAACGGAGAUUUUGGAAAUAAAAAUUCAGUUAU
Messenger RNA from Paramacrobiotus metropolitanus, 1969 nucleotides. RefSeq names its product T-complex protein 1 subunit beta-like. The record is from RefSeq and is a predicted model, not a curated record. The transcript is spliced from 12 exons. NCBI's taxonomy places the organism in Eukaryota, Metazoa, Tardigrada, Eutardigrada, Parachela, Macrobiotidae. Gene Ontology annotation, molecular function: ATP-dependent protein folding chaperone; ATP hydrolysis activity; ATP binding. Gene Ontology annotation, cellular component: chaperonin-containing T-complex; cytosol. Gene Ontology annotation, biological process: protein folding. Bases 157 to 1761 code for a protein of 534 amino acids.